Molecule: messenger RNA, 2205 nt
Organism: Cuscuta campestris
Lineage: Eukaryota; Viridiplantae; Streptophyta; Magnoliopsida; Solanales; Convolvulaceae
Source: the annotation of a GenBank genome assembly
AGUAAAUUUUAUCGGGUCUGGACUCCAUUCGAAAUAUCUCUCUAGGGUUCCUAUAUCCGCCGAUUUCAAUCGUCUUCUUCGCUUAAUUCAGUGUCUUCUCUAGCCUUACACAAAUCGUUCUUCUGCAUUCCAUCUCCCAUGCACUUAAACCUCCAUUCUAAUAUUAAUUAAUUUGUGUUUCACUCUCCCUUUUUCGCUCAAAUUUUGCAGGCUGAAGGAGAUUUCCGAUCUAUCCAACCGUGACAUGGAGCUGAAGCGGGAAUUAACCAAGACGACUCCAGGCUUAGCAGCUUCGGCCUACGAUGUCGGCCGAUUGGAGUCACCGGCUCUAGGAAAAAAACCAUCGCUAGUCGUCGUCGAACAUCGCCAUCCUCCCCCUCAUCGCGCAGAAAUCGAAGGUAAGCACGACAGUAGCAGGGGCGGGACGCAGAGCAGCAAGGCAACAACAUUCUUCUGGGCUCUGACUUCGGAUUCCAAAAUCCCCAUAUUUUUUCGGAAAUUUCAGAUCCGCACAACAGACCGGGGAGUACGAGGGUCUCGCUCUUCCCGACGAAGAGGAAGCAGAGGCUCCUUCCAUUUCCGAACUGGUUAUCAGCUUCCCGAGGAAGAGAACAAAACGAUGGAAACUGGAAAAAAAGGUUUUGGAGAGAGAAAGGAAAACAAGGAAGAAAGGUUCUCCAAGACCAAGACUGAGCGCGUCCAACUUCCAGAAAAGAAAGGAACAAAGUUAUAGGAAAUAAUGUACCAUUAUGAGUUAACUCAAAGCAAUAUAGUAAUAGUCCAUAAAGAGAUAUCUCAAAAAAAUAUUGUAAUAAUCCGAAUGCAACAAAAAUAUUUAAAAGGGUCACUUACUUCUUUUCACUACUUGCUUUUAAAGCUAUUGCUCUUUUUUUAAGUGGCUUUCUCUUUUCUUUUACCUUUAUUCAGCUUGGAAUGUAAUAUCUCUAGUUGCUUGUCUUUUCCUUUUCGGACAUGAGCUCUUGAAUAUCCGUAAAAGAUCAUCUACAAAAUCAUCUUCACUUAGCUCCUACUAAAGCAUUGCUAACUCGCUAUUUGCUAGAACUUUGGCCUUGCUCCAAGUCAUCGUUUGUAAGGGGGAGUAUUCUUAUUGUAGAGUUUAGGUAGCACCAAAAAUUGAUUUCCUCUCGAGUAUUUCCAAUGCUUCUAUGGGAGAAUCAUUGAAAGUGGUGUCAUCAAAAUUAAAAUGAUUGUAGAAAAUGGGGUUGUCAUUUGGAGGAUCUUUUUUUUCCAAUGCAUUUAGCCGAUGAACCAGACUCUGUGUAAAUACUAAAAUGAGUUUGAUUCUUCAUCUCCAUCAACAUGAAAUUGCUUAGUCUUCUGCAUCCUCCUGAUCAGAACAACCAUUAUAUAUACAUAUGGUUCAUAUUUAUAACACGGAAGUUAUAAAAGGCUUAUAAGCAAUAAUUAACAAAGUGCGGGCUUAACUAAUGUUAUAAAAAAGGAUGAACAACAUAGGACUUCGUGCGUACCUGAGAAUAGGAGGUGAGAAUUAUCUCAAGUAUAAUUAGUAUGAGUAUAUGACAUGACUUAUGAAUUUUUAAAAACUUAAUUUAAAAAAAUAAGUUUCAACUUAUUAAAGCAUGAAUCAACAUAAGGAAUGAAAACCAUACAAUUUUACUUUUUAUUAAAUUAUGCAAAAAAAAAUGAUGAGAAAUAAUUAUAGGACAAACAAUAUAACUACAAUAAAAGUGUGUCUAUUUCAUGAGAUUCAAAGAUAUGUUAAAAAAACUUGCAAUCAUAUUGGUAGUUAAUCACAUCAUAAUGGUUAAAUGAAGAUUAUAAGUCUCUAUGGAGUAUAUACAAAAUUGGUUGAUGACUCGAGGGAGUGGUCCAAGUGAAAAUUCUAUAAACAAUAAAUGAUUUACCUGCAUCCCAAGUAAUGUUGUCCAGACUGAAAUUAAACAGCAAAAAUGAGGGUAAGUAGAGUGAAAUGAAUCUCUAUGAAGCAUACUUACAUCAAAGUAUGUUGUGUAUAAAAGAAACACGUAGAGAACAUAUAAUCAAGCUCCAAGGUUAUACUUCUAUAUAACAGAAGUCAAUUAGUGGUGAAUGGAGGAUACGGUGCUUCCAAACAGGAUGAUGAAGAAGCAAAUUAGUGGUGAAUGGCAAUUCAACCCAAGUUCGUAAACGACCUGACCUUCUCAAUGUGGGGGAACAGAGCAAACAUAAAUUAUCUUCUUUAUA